This is a messenger RNA of Vicia villosa (hairy vetch), 2113 nucleotides long. RefSeq names its product E3 ubiquitin-protein ligase RING1-like. The coding region runs from base 793 to 1767 and encodes 324 amino acids. Gene Ontology annotation, cellular component: cytoplasm. The record is from RefSeq and is a predicted model, not a curated record. The transcript is spliced from 2 exons. Gene Ontology annotation, biological process: protein ubiquitination. Gene Ontology annotation, molecular function: ubiquitin protein ligase activity. Lineage: Eukaryota; Viridiplantae; Streptophyta; Magnoliopsida; Fabales; Fabaceae.
GGUUGUUUGUUUUGAUCUUUGGAAUCGAAUAUUAAAACGUGGUUUUAAAUUGCGGUCGUGCGACGUGAAUUUUGAUUAGAGUUUGAAAUACAACAUUGAAAAACACUUGACGUUUAGAUUUUUCAGAAGUAAAUUGAGUUUUGAGUUCUAAAUUUUGAGUUUUGACGAAAUAUUUGAAGAAGCGAUGCAUGAUUUUAAAUUACACUGCAAUUGCAGUCCAAUGUGGUUGGAAAGUCUAUUACAUCAGCAAUAUUGUGGCCGCCAUUGCCGUUGUAGACCGCAAUUUAAAACCAUGAUUAAGAAGAAAUUUUGCGAUCAGAUGCGAUCAGAUGCGAUUGAGACUCGCAUCCGCAAUAUUGCAGCCGCCACUUGCUGAUGUGGAUUCAUAUUCACGGCUGCUUUAUCACUAAGCUGGAUAUUAUCUAUAACUACUAUGGUAUUAACAUACAACUUCCUCAAGGAAACCAAAACUAAAGCUUUGUUUGUGUAACUUGUCAACAACAUUCAAGUAUCUUUUGCCUUAUAAAGAGGAGACUCAGUUUGUGAAGAAAAGCCAAACAUGGUAACAUAAACAUUGGGUGAACCAAACCAAAGAAUAUCAAUCAUCAAUAGUAACAUAUAAAUGAAAAAGGAAUAUCCCUUUCUUGUUGUGGCUUCAAUCCAAAGCCAUCCCUUUCACCCUUUUUCUCCUUCCUCAAAACUCACAUAUAAAAUACUUUCUCCAAAUUCUUAUUCAUUCUUCCUGAACAAUAAACUCCAACUUCCAUAUAACCUUUUCAUCUCCUCCAUAUCAUGUCCCUCACGGGCCGGCCUCGUGUUAUCGUCAACGGUGUUCGAAGAAUGAGAACCUUUCAUUAUUUCUGGUGUCUCAACUGCCAACGUACUGUCAGAAUACCAUCAACUAAUACUUUUACAGAUUAUGGCUCUUUCUGUCCAUAUUGCUUCCAUCAAUUGCGAUAUGAACUUGAUAUAUCAAGGCCAAGGCUUCUCAUGAAUGAUCCUAAUAACAUGAACCCUCCUCCUACUACUAAUCAGUUAAUGGGUAGCUUAGCUUUCAUUCUUGAUCCAUCUUUUAGAAGACAAAACAACACAACAUUACAGUGGGAAACCGAACAUGAACAUGAUCAAAAUCAAAAUCGGAAUCCACAAACAUGGAUUACACUUCGAUUCGUAAGACCAAUUCGUCUACCAAGGCCUAUUGUUCUACCGCCACCGCCACCGCCACAAAACUUGGUUCCUCGACUCAACGACAAUAACACCCCUUCAUUAGAUGAGCUCUUUGAUGGGAUGAUUCACAACAAUAGUAGACUAGGACCGCCUCCCGCGUCACCAUCGGCCAUUGAAGCCUUACCAAUGGUGAAAGUGACAGAAGCUCAUUUGGCAAGUGACCCGAAUUGUCCAAUAUGUAAAGAUGAGUUUGAAGUUGAUUUAGAAGUGAAAGAGUUACCAUGCAAACAUUUCUACCAUUGUGACUGCAUUCUCCCGUGGCUUCGCAUGCACAACACUUGCCCUGUAUGCCGCCACGAGCUACAAGGGAUUGAUAAUAGUAACAAUGCUAAUUACUACUCUUUUCACAAUGAAAAUGAGUACGACGUCGGAUUCAUUGGAUUUGAGGAACUUACAAGCAGCUUUAUCUGGAUUUGGAGCCAAUUUACUUCGAUUUGGCCUAUCCGUGCAGUCCUAGAUUGGACGCGAUCCCGUUUCAAUCACCAUGCCCAAGCUCGUACUAGAAGUAACUCUUGGUGGCGAGCAUUGCUCAUUCCGUAGCUUCGUCUGUGAGAUCUCAAACUGAAGCCUGCCUGGUUUAUAAAUUAUGAUGUUGGAAUUAUUUCAUUGGUUAUGGUAAUUCCUUUGCUUCACUAUUAUGUGAUGCUCAUUAGCAAUGCUGCACUAACUUAAUCUUUCAACAAUCAGGCUUUUGGCCAUUGUAAAGUGCAAAUUAUAAUUCCACUGGAACUUAGUGGAUAAGACUCAGGUGUAUAUAUAACAUAUGUGCAUGUCACAUGCAAAAAGUUACACUAAAUAAAUAUUUUAAAAGAUUGAAUGUUUUCUAUAUUGUUAUUAACACAUAUACUCAGAAUAUAUUCUAACCUGUAUUAUAAACAUUAUUAUU